AUGAAAUCCAAAACAAUCCUCCCCUCUGAUCAACCUCAGUUCUUCUUCGUCAUCUACCUCGUCUUCCUCAUCAUCAUCGUUCCUAUAUCUGUGUGUUGGGGUGAAGAAGAUGGAUACUCAGACUGCAAAGGCACGUUUGACUGUGGAGACAUUAAGGGAGUUGGAUAUCCUUUCUGGGGAAGCUCUCGACCAGAAUACUGUGGCGUUCCCGGUAUGGAGCUCAAGUGUUCUACCGAUACUAACUCAGCGACCAUAGAGAUGAAUCGUACAACUUACCGGGUUUUGAGUAUCGAUAGUUGGUCGGCAAGGACUUUGAGGAUCGCUCGAAUGGAUUUCAGUAAUGGAAUCUGUGGGCAGCAACAAAACACCACCAUCGAUUUCAAUCUCUUCAAUUACACAAACAAUGAUGUCAACUUGACCUUGUUCUAUGGUUGCUCCUCCUCAUACGUGCCAUUCGGAACUGCAACUCCUUCCAUAGUUACUUGCAAUAAUGGAUAUGGCGUUCCAACUGGUGCGGUCUACUUCAACAUCACAAGGGGAGGAGUGGGAUCAGAUCCAAUCGAGACAUGCCAAACAAGCGUGGUGGUUACAGUCCUUGGAACAACAGAGCCGGGCCUGGGCACAUCAGCAUCGGGUCCCACUAUCACCGAUGCGAUAAACCAAGGGUUUGAGGUGGAAUGGACUGCGGAUGUGAUCAACAGCUGUGUAACUUGCAGGGGAUCUGGUGGGAGUUGUGGCUAUAACUGGACUUCAUACCAACCCAUUUGUUUCCACCAGUCGAGUAAGUUCUCUCUCCUUUACCAUAAGGUAGCCAUAAAUUUUGUUUCGGUAGCCAUGAAAUAUGUGAAUAUAUCAGUCAUUUUGUUAGGGAAAUUUUGGUCUAAAUCUGAGUUCCAAAGAAAAACUAAAAACUCGGAAUGA
Messenger RNA from Telopea speciosissima, 921 nucleotides. RefSeq names its product LEAF RUST 10 DISEASE-RESISTANCE LOCUS RECEPTOR-LIKE PROTEIN KINASE-like 2.7. Gene Ontology annotation, molecular function: polysaccharide binding. Lineage: Eukaryota; Viridiplantae; Streptophyta; Magnoliopsida; Proteales; Proteaceae. The transcript has a single exon. The record is from RefSeq and is a predicted model, not a curated record. Bases 1 to 921 code for a protein of 306 amino acids.